AGAGUGAAGAUUUCCCAUGUUUUUGAAUAUUAAGAAAAUGAUCUCAUCGUUAAAUGAAUCGUGUCAGCAUAUAAUAUUUGAUUGAAUUUUAUAUCAAAACAGUAACUCUUAUUUAUAUUCAUCUCAAUAGUCAUCAUAUUCGCCCGUAAGAGGUUUCGGGACCAACGAUACUCAUAUUUUAUCUUUCUUCCCCGUCCUUUUCGUCGCGACUGGCGACUGGUUGUUUGUUGUCAACGAUAACUCGCAUAUUUCUAACAAGACCUCUCGAUGAUAUUCGACGGUGAAACGAUGGAGGAGUAAUAAUAUCUCGCCAGUCGUCUGCUUGGCCUCUCGUUUUUUUCUUUUUUCGCAACGGGUCGAAGGGUCAGACUCGGAAUAUAUGUAUAAUCUGCAUCCCGAUACGCGAACGCGGAUGCCGCCGCGACUUAUAUUCCACCGACUUGCAUCAUUGGCAGUAAGGUCGAAAGCUGCAAGAGAGCAGCUCGCUUCCGGUGCAAGACUCUCGCAUUGUUAAAUAAUUGACAAAUAUCGGUAUUGACGGAACAAACCAGACGUCAUGGUCGGCAUCGGUGUCUCUUGGAUAGUGAAUCUCGGCUUCAGUUUCGCGCUGAUAUUUCUGGUCCCCUUUCUCCUUAUCGCGUAUUUAGUGGUGACAUGGACAAAGAGAUCUUGGAUACGCUUCGUCAAGUGGAAGUAUCCGAAUUAUAUCGUUGUAGAGGAGAAUAGUAUUCGGAGUAUCUUGGAUCAGGGACGCACUCAUGGAAUCUGCACGCUUCUCGUGCAAGGACGCUCGAUCGUGAAGGGCGUGAGGAAUCACUUGGCGCAUCUGGCGUCUACGAGAAAGUAUCUGAGAUCGACUUUGUUCACACGAUGGGGCGUUUACGUUUGGAAGGAACUCGAUUACUCCGUCGAUAGUCACCUCGUGAAUUCACCGUGCUCGUUUCGCGGUCGUCCCAUCACUGACAACAAUAUACAGGAUUACAUAAGCGACGUGACAUCGAAAUUUCUUCCGAGGAGAUUAUCGCCGUGGCAAGUACACAUAGUGAAUUGCUUCGUGCGAGGGGAGGAGCGUCAGAUAUGUCUCGUACGGGCGCAUCAUUUGCUUCUGCGACAGGAGCAUCUGACUUUAGCGGAUUUCUUGCCAUUGAAGUAUUCGACGGAUAACUGGACGUGUCAGGAGAGCGAUUCGCCCUUUACGAACUUGUAUGCCGAGCCCACCGCUCUACCGCGCCUUCGACAGAUGCUCAUCGAGAACUUCAGCAAUUAUUGGAACGAUUUCCUUUGCAACAACGAUCCCGUCGAACGGCCGGAAAUCCUAAAGAAACGAAUAGGAAUAUCUCAAUGCGUCAAAAUCACGAUGAUAGUGUUAGUCUGUACUAUGAAAGAGCUGGCCAGACAAUGCCGAAAGCCAGAAGGGCUGAAAUUCUUGGAGCUUCUAUCGAUCGUUCAACGCGAAUCGAGCAAGAGGAACUUUAAUCCUCGAUUGAUGCUCGAAUCCAUCGCAAAGUCUUUCAAUCCGAUUAACAUUCUUUACUCCUGCAUCGCUUUGUUCUGGUACAUCACGGUCACGUCGUGCUUAAGAACGCCGCUUCUACUCAUUCGAGAAUUGCAGGUUCUAAAAUCGCGACACAAGCAUUGCUAUCCGGAUACCUUGACGUAUAUGUUGUCCUGUUACCUCCCUUUAAUAUUCCAAGCGAUUCGGGAGGUGAUGUCCAUCGGCUGGAUAGCCGUAACGGCGCCCAAGAUCAUCGUCGAGGAGCUGUUUCUGAAGCAUCCGCAGUUGAAUCAACUGCAGACCAUUUCUCCGUGCGGUAGGAAGGUAGUGGCUUGGUCGGAGGAGGUCAACGUCGAGCUCGUACGGAAAAUCGCCAACGUAACCGGUGCGACAGAGACGGAAAUUCUCUUAGCGGCCACCAUAGAUAGCCUAAAGGAAUACUUCAGGCAUUCGGCCGUCAAUAUUCCGGAUGAUGUACUCGCGACCGUCAAGUUUGUGAGUCAACGGGCCGUGUUCCUGCGAAAUCACGAGGCCCGAGGUAUUCUCUGUCUCGCGUUGCCCACCAGAACGCCCUUGUUUCACGACGAUCUCGUCGAGAUACUACAGGUGAUUCAACGAAACAUUCAGGAAGCCAGGUCUAAGCAGAGCGCGAUUUACGCGAUCACGGCAGCGGAAACGUCCUGCGGAUUUAUCUCGUCCUGCGUGCCUGCCAUCGUUUUGAAAUUACUCUUGAAUCAACUGUCGAAAAGGUAUUCUCUGUGCUUGACGCAUGUCGACGGUGAUCUACCUGUGGAAGGCGUAAACGGAGCGAUUUACUGGCGACCACCGCAAGGAAAUUGCAACAUGUCAAUGACCUUGCACAGGCUUGGAAACGGAGUACGCCUUGGUAUAAUGGCAGACGCGUUAAUCGGCCCGCAGCAUUUCAUCGUAGCGAGAACAUUUCCUCAGAGUAUACAAAAUCUCGCCAGCAUUCUAGGCGUUCCGAGAACAUCCAGUCGAAGCCCAAGCCCUAAUGCACUCAAUCCGAUGACAUCUCCAGGAUAUUGAGAUAAUAUAUCAAUGAAAGGACGGGGACUUUAAUUUUUCUUCAUUCAAUUUUCUCUCAUCGUACUUUUUUCAGACAAAUAGUAUCCGAUCGAUCCUGAUAAUAACACUGGUAACAUAUAACUUUUAACACCGUCGUAUAAUAAAUAUUUAAUCUGUUCAUAUUUAUCGGAAAGAAUACAUGUAGACAUAUAUAUUCGACAAACAAGAUUCUGACAGCGUUAUAUCGCUUUAUAAAUAAUAAUUUUAUAGAUAUAUCCUAUUCAUAUAAGAAUCUCUCUAUUCCGCAAAAAUUAUUUUCUAAUUUUUCUUUGGUCGAGUACCUGAAUAAUAUUGAAAUUUAAAAUUAGACGUUCAUUUAGAUGGAAGAUGAAACAUGGUUAUAUAUCUCUUUGUCUUAUCAUAGUAGAUAUUUAAUGUCAUAUCGCUAUAUUACUCCUGAAUAAUUCCUAAAUAUAUACGCAACGAUGUAAAGCGGACAAUUAAAAUAAUUUAAAUUAGUUAAUUCAACAAUUUAUGGCAGAAUUCUUUUUACGAAAUUGCGCAUUUUUUUCGUAAAUCUUCGCACACUUUUCCUAAAUAUAUAGUAAACAUUAAUAUAAAUAUCAUUGUUUAACUACUUAUCUAAUCUUUGGAUAUCUUUGAAGUAACAAAAGUUUUACAAAAAACUCUUGACAAUAUCUUAUAAUAUCGUAACAAUGAUAUUAUAUGCAUACGAUAUAUAUAUAAAGUUAUGAUAGAAACAUUAUUAAACUUAAUUAUCUAGGAAACAAAUUUCAUUAUAAAUUGUUAACACGUCGCUUUUUUACAUUAUUAAAGCAUGUAAAUGUAUUUAAGCGUUUUAAGCGUUUACAAGUUUCUAAUAAAAAUAAAUUCAUCUAUAUGCGAGUUUUACAUAAACACAUAAA
Formica exsecta is the source of this 3447-nucleotide messenger RNA. RefSeq lists its product as uncharacterized. Gene Ontology annotation, biological process: triglyceride biosynthetic process. The coding region runs from base 557 to 2542 and encodes 661 amino acids. Lineage: Eukaryota; Metazoa; Arthropoda; Insecta; Hymenoptera; Formicidae. Gene Ontology annotation, cellular component: plasma membrane. The record is from RefSeq and is a predicted model, not a curated record. Gene Ontology annotation, molecular function: diacylglycerol O-acyltransferase activity; long-chain-alcohol O-fatty-acyltransferase activity. The transcript has 7 exons.